This is a messenger RNA of Funneliformis geosporum, 441 nucleotides long. The record is from the annotation of a GenBank genome assembly. Lineage: Eukaryota; Fungi; Glomeromycota; Glomeromycetes; Glomerales; Glomeraceae.
CUUGCUUUAUUUUAUGAUAUUGACGCUCAUAAAAAAAGUUUACUAGAAAAUCCCUUAGCUACACACUUAUCACAUCUGCGUUUAGGGAAUAAUAAGCUAAUACCUAUACAGGGGCUAGUCCUGCUAAUAGACAAUGUCAAAAAAUUGACUUUGCAUGAUUUUCGUUAUUUAUUGAAAGAACUAUAUAAUAAAGUUCAAGUCAAAGAAACUAAAGACAGACUCUUAUCACAUUUUCCGAUCACUUUUAACUAUUUUGAUCCUGUUACAGGUAAAAAGAAAACUGAAAGAUUUUGGCUAAAUUGUAGUCAAAUAUUUUCUUAUAAUGAUAUCCACUAUUUAUUAACAGCACCAUAUAGUAACACAGAUCAAUAUAGAAAAUUGAGAUGUGGGCUAUUAGCUCUUGCAAAAGCUCAAAUAGGAGAUUCAAUUAAGUCUGAUUAG